Messenger RNA from Paramisgurnus dabryanus, 2418 nucleotides. It is a transcript of the gene dars2, whose product is annotated as aspartyl-tRNA synthetase 2, mitochondrial. Lineage: Eukaryota; Metazoa; Chordata; Actinopteri; Cypriniformes; Cobitidae. Gene Ontology annotation, molecular function: nucleic acid binding; aspartate-tRNA ligase activity; ATP binding. Gene Ontology annotation, cellular component: cytoplasm; mitochondrion. Gene Ontology annotation, biological process: aspartyl-tRNA aminoacylation. The record is from RefSeq and is a predicted model, not a curated record.
UUCACAACCGGGGUGGUUUGUCUUUGCAGAAUAUCCGUGCAUUUGCAAGGUUGUCGCAAUUAAAACCUUUUUAUCAGGUUAUUUUUAAAUGCCAUAUUAAUCGAAUAUUAAUGAAUAUUUAAUAUUUAUCGUAUUUAUGGCUGUCGUCGGCACAAAGACAUAGAAAAGAGAGAAAAUGAAAAGAUUACAGUCAGUGUAUACAUUUUCAACAGUCAAUACUUUAAACAUGUUCACACUUUGAUUAGCUUGAAACAACAACACCUCUCAUAGACGUUGUAAUGGCACAUAAAUACAGAUCGGUUUUUCUCAGAUCAGUUCAGCAUGUGUUCAGGAGUUCACACAGAGAAGUGUGUGUGUAUAACAGAAGAUUAUUGUCCGCAAACAACAACCACGUCUGCUUCAUAAAACCAAAUCAAACUCCAAGAUCAUUAGCAUGUGCUUAUACCUUCAAUAGAAACAGCUCUAGUCACACUUCAGGCCAAAGCAGUUUUUCUUUGAGAAGCCACACAUGUGGAGAACUGUGUUCCAGUCAUGUAGAUAAAGAAGUUACUCUAUGUGGCUGGAUACAGUAUUUGAGACAGGAUCUUUUUGUGAUCUUGAGAGACUUCAGUGGAUUGGUGCAAAUUCUUAUCCCACAGGAUGAGUCUGAGUUGAAGAAUGCUUUUCUUGGCCUCACAGUGGAGUCGGUCAUUAUGGUGAAGGGAAAGGUUCGGCGUAGACCAGAGGGACAGGAAAAUAAGAAAAUGUUCACAGGAGAAAUUGAAGUCUGUGCUGAAAGUAUGGAAGUGUUGAAUACCUGCCGAAAACUGCCUUUUGAAAUAAAAGACUUUGUCAAGAAAUCAGAAGCCCUCCGGAUGCAGUACCGCUAUCUUGAUCUUCGGUCAUCCAUGAUGCAGUACAAUUUAAGACUACGGUCACAAAUGAUGAUGAAAAUGAGGGAUUACCUUUGCAAUUUGCACGGAUUUGUGGAUGUGGAAACACCAACUUUGUUUAAAAGAACACCCGGGGGUGCCAAAGAGUUUGUGGUGCCAUCUGGAGACCCUGGAAAGUUCUACUCUCUUCCACAGAGCCCGCAGCAAUUCAAACAGCUCCUCAUGGUGGCAGGCAUAGACCGGUACUUUCAGCUCGCUCGCUGUUACAGAGACGAAGGCUCCAAACCCGACAGACAGCCUGAAUUCACACAGGUGGAUAUUGAGAUGUCCUUUGUAGACCAAGCUGGUAUCAUAAGUUUGAUCGAAGGCUUGCUUCAGUACUCCUGGCCAGAAGACAAAGGGAAGAUCAACGUUCCCUUUCCCUCCAUGACUUAUGAGGAGGCUAUGCGAGACUUCGGGGUGGACAAACCGGAUACAAGAUUUGGAAUGAAGCUCGUGGAUGUCACAGCGGCUUUCCAAGGCACACGGAUCGAAUUCAUCAAGGAUGCGCUACUUAAACCCGCAGGCUGCGUUCAGGCCAUCUGUGUCCCGGAGGGAACGAAACACCUGAGGGCCAAAGACUUAGAGUUCCUGAAACAAGCAGUCAUGACACAGUAUGGUCAGGAGGUGAGCGUGGCUUUGGUGAGGGCAGAUGGUUCAAUGAAAUCCCCUCUCAGCCGACUGCUCUCGGAUUCGGCCAGACAACAGCUGCUCCAGAUGGCACGGGCCAAUGCUGGAGACUUGAUCUUCAUCACAGCCGGACCCCGGGAGAACACGUGCCCUCUCCUUGGGAAACUGAGACUUCAGUGUGCAGACCUGCUUGAGAGCUAUGGCGUGCCUGUCCGUGACCCCACCGUCUUUCACUUCCUGUGGGUGGUGGACUUUCCCCUUUUCAUACCCAAAGAGGAUAACCCAGAGAUGCUGGAGUCUGCCCAUCAUCCCUUCACCGCCCCAGUACCCGAUGAUUCCCAUCUGCUGUACACCAAUCCCCAUAAGGUGCGAGGCCAGCAUUAUGAUUUGGUUCUGAAUGGCUGUGAGAUCGGUGGAGGCUCCAUUCGCAUCCACAAUGCCCCUCAGCAGCUGUACGUCCUGGAGUCGAUCCUCAAGGAAGACCCUUCCCUUUUGGCCCAUCUGUUGGAGGCUCUGGAGUCCGGGGCUCCUCCGCACGGCGGUAUCGCGUUAGGGCUGGAUCGACUGAUCUCCAUCAUUGUAGGAGCUCCCAGUAUAAGGGACGUCAUUGCUUUUCCAAAAUCGUUCAGAGGCCACGACCUCAUGAGUCACGCUCCAGACUUUGUCUCCGAAGAUGACUUAAAGCCCUACCAUAUAUCAGUGAUCUGGCCCAACGUGGAUACAAAGGGUCAGCAGGAUAAUUCAGCUUAAGCACUUAAACUGUAUAUAUGAGGAUGUUUGCGAUUUCCGUGAGGACUAUGUGCUUGCUGUUUAUGUGGGCUUUUUCAUUAGUGCAGACAAAUCAAAAGUCAACAGAUCGAUCAUAGGUCCUCAUCAA